Messenger RNA from Triticum dicoccoides, 1730 nucleotides. Its product is annotated as dof zinc finger protein DOF5.6-like. The transcript is spliced from 2 exons. NCBI's taxonomy places the organism in Eukaryota, Viridiplantae, Streptophyta, Magnoliopsida, Poales, Poaceae. Gene Ontology annotation, biological process: regulation of DNA-templated transcription. Gene Ontology annotation, molecular function: DNA-binding transcription factor activity; DNA binding. The record is from RefSeq and is a predicted model, not a curated record. Bases 508 to 1428 code for a protein of 306 amino acids.
AGUAGCCUACCCACACCAAGCUCGUUCGAUCGAGUCCGUCCUCCAUCCGGUUGGGGCUUUGGCCAUGGCUCCGCUGCUUUUCGCUCCCUUCUUAUUCACAUCUCCCCCCUCCACGUCUCUCACCAACUACCAGUAGCACCGCAGCCCACCAGCUUCGCUGCCUCAUAUCUCCUCUUCCUUCUCCAUAGCCUCUCUUCUCCUGUCCAGUAUCUCUGCGUCGAUCCACCCCGCCCUCCUCUUCAUCUUCAUGUUCUUCCUAGCUAAUCGGUGAAUCCGCCUCCUCUUAGCUAACCAAUCGCCCUUAAACCCGUCGACAAAAUAACGAAACGAGAACAAGCAGGCCGCGUGCGUGUGCAGUAGGUGUAGACCAUCGAUCGUAUCUAGGUUUGAGUUGCUGCUGGAUCUUGGAUUUGCCGGAGUUACGUGCGUAGCUAGCCGCUGGCAGUGAGGUUACCGCAUCUUUGGGGUGCCUUGACUGGUUGAUCGAUCGGGAAGCCCGGGCGAUCGAUGAUGGCAGGCGCAGCUCAUCCGAUGCAUUUCUGCAUGGACUCCGACUGGCUCAAGGGCAUCGUCCCCGAGGACCAGGGAGGGAUGGGGUCGUCGUCGCCGUCGGGGGAGCUGAUCAUCGCGUGCCCGGAGCCGAUGCAGGCCCAGCAGGCGGCGGACCGGCGGCUGCGCCCGCAGCACGACCAGCCGCUCAAGUGCCCGCGCUGCGACUCCACGCACACCAAGUUCUGCUACUACAACAACUACAGCCUCUCCCAGCCCCGCUACUUCUGCAAGACGUGCCGCCGCUACUGGACCAAGGGCGGCUCCCUCCGCAACGUCCCCGUCGGCGGCGGCUGCCGCAAGAACAAGCGCGCCAGCGCCGCCAAGAAGCCCUCGGCUGCCGCCGCCAUCGCGCCGCCGAUUUCGAUGAUGCAGCAGCUUCAUCACGGCCGGCACAUGGCGGAGACCGGCCUCCACCUGUCCUUCUCUGGGAUGCAGCCGCCGGCGGUCUCUGCCGCCGACCCGCUCUGCAGCCUCGGGCUCUUCGACUGGAAGUACGACCACAUCCUCUCGGGUUCCGGCGGCUUUGAGAGCGCGAACUCUGAGGCUCACUUCACCGGGCCAGGCAUGAUGGGCAUUGCCAACGGAAGCGGCGGAGGCGGCGCAGAGUACCACGCACUGAACGCGCUCCGGUACGCAGCCGGCCUUGGAGAGCACCUCGCGCUUCCGUUUGGUGGCGCGACGUCGCGGGCUGAGCGUGACAGUGUCGUCGCCGAGAUGAAGCCGCAGGCGGAGAGGCUGCUGUCGCUGGAGUGGUGCGGCGAGGCGAGCCGCGCGCCGACGGAGACCUCCAUCAGCUCCCUGGGCGGGCUCGGCCUGUGGAGUGCCAUGAUCACCGGCGCCGCCCACCAUCACCAUGGCUCCUCUGCCGCCAUCUGAACGAGGCGAAGCAUCGUGUCAACGCCCCCAUGCACGCAUGCAUGCGUUAGUGGUUUGCUAAUACGCAUUGACGAGUGCGAGGACUACGUAGAAGUGAUUGCCUUUUUCUUGCUUGCUCCCUGUGUGGUUUCAUGCAUGAUCUGCUGCUGUUUCUUUUCCUUUGCUUUUGUUCACAUCGUUUGUUUGGAUCGAUGUUUGCACCCCUUAUGUUUCAAGUGUUGUACUGGACAAUGUUCCGUGUUGCACAGCUUCACACGUUGCUGUGGCUCGAUCAAUUAAGUUUGUGACUUGUUGCUGCCUAA